Messenger RNA from Synchiropus splendidus (mandarinfish), 1874 nucleotides. RefSeq names its product hematopoietic death receptor (gene hdr). The coding region runs from base 46 to 1239 and encodes 397 amino acids. Gene Ontology annotation, biological process: TRAIL-activated apoptotic signaling pathway; positive regulation of apoptotic process. Lineage: Eukaryota; Metazoa; Chordata; Actinopteri; Syngnathiformes; Callionymidae. Gene Ontology annotation, molecular function: protein binding. The record is from RefSeq and is a predicted model, not a curated record. Gene Ontology annotation, cellular component: plasma membrane; cell surface. The transcript is spliced from 10 exons.
CCUUCAUUCUCAGUGUCGCUCUGCAGGAGUCUAGGCGUGUUGCGGAUGGUCUCUCUGAACGGCGGAUUUCUACAUGACGGCGACGCCAUGAUAAGCGAGCGGCGCUCAGCUGUGAUCUUUCUGAUGGCUCUGCUGAUCCUCUGCACCGUGGCCUUCCCGCACGAAGGUCCGGACCCCAUGGCCGACAGGGUACGGCGGGACGGCCAGUGUGGAGGCAAUGAGCACAAGGACAACAACAAGUGCUGCAGGCUGUGUCCCGCUGGCCAGCGGCUGGUGUCAUCCUGCGUCAAAGACGGGGGCGUCGCGACAUGCGAGGAGUGUGACUCCGGAACCUACAUGGACCACCCAAACUACGAGAAAAAAUGUUUAACUUGCACCAACUGCCGUGACGACCAAGAAGCGGUGACUAAAUGCACUCACACGCAGGACGCUGUGUGUCGGUGCAAGGUGGGAAAGUUCUGCCCGGAUGACCAUCCCUGUGAAGUGUGCCGGACGUGCUCCAAGUGUGGUCCAGGGGAGACGGUCGCAAGGAACUGCAGUGCGACCUCCGACACGGAGUGCAAGAAGAUUUCACCUCCCCCGGACUCCAACGCUGCCGUGUUGGGUGUCGUCGUGCCCCUCGUGUUGCUCUGUCUUGUCAUCGUGGUGACAUAUUGCUGCUGCAAAAAGAAAGAAGGAAGAUGUGACUGUCUGAGUAUCUCCCAGAAGCCUGGUCCGGGCGACGAGGAGGCUCCUCCGGUAAGAGUCAGAAGUGAGAAGAGUGAUGUGUACCAGGCUUUCCUGGAGAGCCCCAGCUGCUCAGCCUCUAGCUCCCAGCACAGUAUAGCUGCUCUGCUAUUGCAGCCCCAGAUUGAACAGCCGCUGCUCCUCAGAGCCCAGACGCCGGUGCCGCCCGUCCUCGUGAGCUACGAAGAAUUCCCCCAGCUCACUCCCACCAAUGGUCCUGAAUCUCUCCGGAAGUGUUUUGCGUAUUUUGAGGACCUGGACCUCAAGUGCUACCCGAGGUUCUUCCGUGGUCUCGGCCUCCAUGAGAAUGACAUCAUCAGCAAGGAGACUCUGCACUUCAGGGAUCAGAUGAGUGCUUUGCUGAACAUUUGGCUGGAGAGCAACGGAAAGAACGCCAGCUUGAACCAGCUGCUCGCCGUCCUGCUCGAACUGCACCAGCGACAAACGGCUGAGACCAUCAAGAAACUGGCCCUGGAAAGCGGCCAUUUUGUCGUUGAGGAAAAGGAGCUUUAAGCUGCCGAUCAAAGCCACUUCUGAAGUGAGGCGAGACGCUGUUGUGGUGUGCAUAACUGAUGUGUCGGCGCCACACAGGUCUCCCUUUAUAAAAGGGCUGUGGCUCCCAGUUCUGAUCUCAGGAUUGUCGUGUAUUCAUUGGGGUGAACUUCAGACACGGAAUGAAGCUUUGUAGUUUGAAUGUAAAUCAAAGGAGACAUAUGGGAUGCUUCUUUAAUCCCAGUGCAAGAAUGUUUGUCCGUUAUUAAUGACCCCCAGUGUCUGCCUGUACAAGCACCGAGCAGGUGCCAUAUUGUUACCUGCAAUUUGCAAAGUGUUGCUGUAUUUAUGUUUUCUUAUUUCAUGUUGUUCUGACAUUGUGAUAUUCAUUUGCUCCUCGAAAUGAAUUUGAUGAAGUUGUGAUUUACUGAAUGUUGCCUCCAUUAUUUAUUCAAUAUUUAAAAGUCCCAAAAAUGUUUCAUACUUUUUAAUAUAAUAAAUGGUAUUUACCUUUGUACUUUUCAUUUUGACUCUGUACAUGUAUGCCUGUUUUUUCAGAGGUGAUAAUGUGUAUUCAUGCUGGAUACAAUGAUCAAAAUAGUUUAUUCAUGUAGCUAAGCAGAAAGACUGCAUACAAAUAAAGAUAACUGUGAUAC